AUGCGCGCCGCGCAGAGCUGGGCGCUGCUGGCCCUGCUGCCCCUGGCGCUGCCCGCCCCGCGGCUGCCGCUGCUGCCGCACGGCCCGGAGCGCGGCGACGCGGCGCUGGAGCCCGGAGACGAUGCGCGCUCGGCGGCGCUGGAGCUGAGCGCGGCGCUGCGCUUCUACGGCACCGCCGUCCGCUCCCUCUACGUUGCCACUAAUGGGAUUAUUGCAGUGAAUGAACCUUCAAGUGAAGAAAAGUAUCUUGGUCAAUUUCCAGUCAGUUUUGGGGCUAUUGCUCCUUUUAUGGCUGACCUGGACACAACAGGUGGACGUGGAAAUGUGUAUUACAGAGAAGAUUCAUCCUCAGAUGUCUUGCAACUUGCAUCAGACUAUAUCAAAAGAGGCUUUCCUGAGACUACUUUUGAUCCCAGCAGUGUUGUCAUUGUUACCUGGAAGCUCGUGGCUCCUUACCAGGCACCAGGAGAAGAUCAUGCUUUGGAAGAAAAGAGAAACACAUUCCAGGCUGUUUUAGCCUCUUCUGACUCCAGUUCCUAUGCUAUUUUCCUUUAUCCAGAAGAUAGUUUGCAGUUCUAUAGUACAUACACCAAGAAUGAUGAUGGAAAGAUUCCUGCUAUGGUUGGCUUUAGUCAAGCCUCUACAAACUACUACUUUUGGGAAAAGCCAGGAUCCUACAACGUGAUUGCUAAUGAUGAAGACAGCAUUAGAAACCUGCACCAAAGCAGCAAUGCUGGGAAGCAGGGUGUCUGGGUGUUCGAGAUUGGGAGCUCGUCUGACAGUAUUGUGCCUGCCAAGAUCAGCAAUGUUUUGGAGACUGUAGAGACUGAUGAACAAGACCAGGAGAUGACUUCAAAACCUUUUAUGUCAGACUAUGGCUCCACUGAAAUAAGACAGCAGCAUGUCACCAGUAGCAUGGACAGCACAGAAGAGGAUCAGCUCCACGUUACGUACAGUGUUCCUCAGCUAGCUACAGAAGACUUUCUGACUUCAUACCAAGAUGUGACGGGAACACCUUCAACUGAUUCUUUUUAUAGUCAUCAAGAUUUCCCAACAGCGAAAGCUCCACCUCGCCAGUUCCACGUCCAGCAGUUCCCCCCACAGCAACCCCAAGUCAUAGAUGUGGAAGAAUUUGAUGAAACUGGUAUAGUGUUUCGCUACCACACAGAUGUCCAACAGACCUGUGCCAACAACCGCCACCAGUGCUCUGUUCAUGCUGUUUGCAAAGAUUAUCCCAACGGGUUUUGUUGCAGCUGUAUUGCUGGUUACAAAGGAAAUGGCAGACAAUGUGUAGCAGAAGGUUCACCUCAGAGAGUCAAUGGGAAAGUCAAAGGAAGAAUCUUUAUAGGAAAUAACCCCAUUCCAGUUAUGUUUGAGAACACUGAUCUCCACUCCUAUGUUGUGAUGAACCAAGGGCGUGCCUACACUGCUAUCAGCACAAUCCCAGAGACUUUGGGGUAUUCUUUACUGCCUCUUGCCUCUAUUGGAGGUAUCAUAGGAUGGAUGUUUGCUGUGGAACAGCAAGGAUAUAAAAAUGGAUUCAGUGUUACUGGUGGGGAGUUUACACGGCAAACUGAAGUGACUUUUCUUGGCAACAACGAGAAGCUGGUUAUAAAGCAGAAGUUCAGUGGAAUUGAUGAGCAUGGUCACCUUACCAUCAGCACAGAGAUGGAGGGCAGAAUACCUGAGAUCCCAUCUGGUGCAUCAGUCCAUAUAGAGCCAUACACUGAACUCUAUCACACUUCUAGUUCUGUGAUCACUUCAUCGUCCACCAGGGAGUACACGGUGACAGAGCCAGAAAGGGAUGGGGUUGCACCCACCUACACGGGUGCCUAUCAGUGGCGACAGACCAUCUCGUUUGAUGAAUGCAUUCAUGAUGACUCUCACCAUGCUGCUUCUGCCACUCAGCAGCUCUCAGUGGACAGUGUAUUUGUCCUGUAUAACCGAGAUGAGCAGAUUCUGCGAUACGCUAUGAGUAAUUCCAUCGGCCCAAUCAGUGAUGGUUCUGCUGAUAUUAACCGGAAUCCUUGCUACACUGGUACCCAUAACUGUGACACCAAUGCAGCGUGUCGUCCGGGAACUGGAAACCGUUUCUUCUGUGAAUGUUCAGUUGGCUUCCGUGGAGAUGGAAACGUUUGUUACGACAUUGAUGAAUGCUCCGAGCAGCCAGCUCUAUGUGGCAGCAAUGCAGUCUGCAAUAACCAGCCGGGGACCUACCGCUGUGAGUGUGUUGAAGGAUACCAGUUUGCAGCAGAUGGGCGGACUUGUGUUGCUGUUGAGUACGUCGUAAACCAUUGCCAGGCAGGCACACACAGUUGUGACAUUCCUCAGCGUGCUCAGUGUGUGUACACUGGAGGGUCCACCUACAUCUGCACCUGCCUCCCUGGCUUCUCUGGAGAUGGGCAUGCCUGUGAGGAUGUAGAUGAAUGUCAACAGGGCCGCUGUCAUCCAGAUGCUUUCUGCUACAACACUCCUGGGUCCUUCAGCUGCCAGUGUAAGGCAGGUUAUCGCGGGGAUGGUUUCCGGUGUGUGUUAGGAGAAGUGGAAAAGACCAAAUGCCAGCGUGAACGAGAAGUAGCUCUUGGAAGUGGAGGAACUUUCUUUCCAAGGGAAAUAAGAGUUGGUCAGUUCAUUCCCCAGUGUGAUGAGCAUGGGAAUUACCUCCCCACUCAGUGCCAUUCUAGUAGUGGAUAUUGUUGGUGUGUGGAUAGGGAUGGAAAUGAGAUUGAUGGCACCAGAAGCAGCCCAGGAGUUCGACCUCCAUGUCUGAGCACAGCUACUCCUCCUGUUGUUAUUGGGCCCUCUGUUCGACCAGAUACGGUACCUCUGCCACCAGGAACACACUUGCUCUUUGCCCAAAGUGGUAAAAUUGAACACGUUCCACUAGAGGGAAACAAUAUGAAGAAAAAUGGCGCAAAAGCACUCUUGCAUAUUCCAGACAAAGUUGUUAUUGGAGUUGCUUAUGAUUGCACAGACAAAAUGGUUUAUUGGACAGACAUCAGUGGCCCUUCGAUCAGCAGGGCCAGCCUGCAUGGUGGGGAGCCAACGACCAUCAUCAAAACAGACUUGGGAAGCCCUGAAGGGAUAGCUGUAGACCAUCUAGGUCGCAACAUCUUCUGGACUGACUCUCAACUGGAUAGAAUAGAAGUGGCGAGGCUGGAUGGGCGCCAGCGUCGCAUCCUCUUUGACACUGGCUUGGUGAACCCCAGGGCGAUUGUUGCAGAUCCUGUGAGAGGAAACUUGUACUGGACUGACUGGAACAGAGAAGCUCCUAAAAUUGAAACCUCAUACAUGGAUGGCACAAACAGAAGAAUUCUUGUUAAAGAUGAUCUGGGGUUACCAAAUGGACUGACAUUUGAUCCUUAUUCCUCAAUGCUUUGCUGGGUAGAUGCAGGUACCAAGAGGCUGGAAUGCAUGAACCCUAAUCAGUUUGGUCGACGAAAGAUCGUUGAAGGAAUUCAGUAUCCUUUUAGUGUUACAAGCUAUGGGAAGAAUUUAUACUACACAGACUGGAGAAGGGAUGCUGUUGUAGCAGUGGAUCGCACGAUUUCCAUGGAAAAGGAUAACUUCCAGCCUCACAAGCGCUCCCGUCUCUAUGGAAUCACUACAGCCUUCGCUCAGUGCCCAGGAGGACACAACUACUGUACAGUGAAUAAUGGUGGUUGUACUCACCUCUGCUUGGCUACUCCUGGAGGCCGUUCUUGCCGCUGCCCUGACAACACAGUUGGAGUGGAUUGUAUAGAAAGAAACUGAGCAUUAAAAUAAGCUUUAGAGCAGCAGACACCUUUGGAAAUGUGCUGUAAACAAUUCAGUCCUAUCAACACAAUCAGGCCCUAAAGAUAAGUGCUCCAUGCUGCUGACAUCAAGCCGCAAUGCACAUAUGCAGACACACACACAGGCAGUGCCUGUUUUUAGCCGUUAGACAAGACAGAACAGACCCAGUUGGGUCCAACCGCAUUUUGUUCCUUGUAAUGUCAUCUCCUUGCUUUUAAAGGUAGAUAUUGGAGGUCUUAGUUGCAUCUGUGCUGGGCUAAGAGGAUGUGUCUCUUGGCAAAUUUGAAGUAACAAAUAGGGAACAGAGUAAAGCAGAUGGCACGACUCGAAUCCUGAGACUGGGUUGUAUCUCCAAGUAUGCAGCAGUUAUCUGCAAGUGGCAUGCUCAGCCUAUCACAUAGGUGACUGGGCCAUAUCUCUAGCUAAGAAGCAACAAGGAAGUCCCAAAGAUUAACAGAUGGGAGUAGGAACACAAAGCAAUACGAAAGAUUUAAUGCCUAGCUGCAUUCCUUUCCGCUACUAGUCCCUCCAUUUCCAAAACUUGAAUCUCAACUUUUGACUCUUGUAUCACAGAAAUACUUAAUCUAUGUGCUGUGAGGGUAGUUCUCACUCUAGCUCAUGUGAUCCUUUCCCACAACACAUGAUUGUUUAUAAAUAAUCAGCAUUGCUUAGUGGAUGUAUUUGAAGUUUUUGUUGGAUUUUAAGAGAUUUAUUUUCUUCUGUCUGAGGUGGAUUCCUGAUUAGUUUCUUAAAAUCCACUAAACAAACCUUAGAUAUAGAUUUUAACUGCUGAUAGUUCAUUGAAGAGUGGUUGUUGAUUCAUUUGAAGGUGUUUGUCUUUAAAGAGGCAUGCAGUCACAUUUGUUUUCUGAGAGCUUUAAAAAUAAUAUUUCUAGGUUUGAUUCCAUGAACCUGAAAGUGGUCUUCAAAUUCUAUCCUAGCAGACUUUCUUCUUUAGCAAAUCAUGCCAUGCCUUUUUGUAGACCAUGAGAAACCAUGGCAGUUAAAAAUCUGGUUUCCAGAAAGGUGAGCUGUGUCUUGGUGCUUAAAAAAAAAAAGCUACUGCUGCCCCAUUUUUGUGCCCAUGUUCAGUAACAGCAAAAAGGUGUGCAACAUCAACAAGCAAAGCUGAUGUUUUCAUCAUCGCCAGUAAGUCUGGAACAGGGAGGGAAAAUUAAAAUGCAUAUCCUUGUGUCAAAUUAGCAGUACAAAUCUGGGAGUGAAGACUGGCUUCCACACUGUGUGUUGGGAAGGAAGCUUACUCGCAAGCCAACCUGCAGCUGCAGAACAAAACAGGGCUUGUGAGGCUUCUGCCAGAGCGCAGUUCACAAUGUUGUGAUCAGAGCAGUAAGCUAGUGCCCCCAUUUCCCAUCUCCCUCUUCAGACACAACAGUAACAGUUCUAAACAGAGCCAAUUCUGAGUCUUAACUGUGUGACAUCUUCCUCUUUAAUUCUGUAUUUAUCAUAAAAUAGCAAAGUAUAUAAACAUUUUAAAGAUUUUUUGUAUAACUUUUUAUAACUUCUAGUUCAUUUUAUUCGUACACUUAAUCAGGUAUGUCUUACUGUAAAUAUAAAAAAUGUGUUGAAAUGAAGGUGCUUAAUAACUCUCCAGAAUUAUUCACGUAUCUGGUGGAAUAUUAAAGUUUACACUCUGUACAGGUAUCUACAGUACAGUCAAUAAAAAUUUUGGUUUUUAUUUUCUAUAAAAAAAGAAAGUCAUGCCUGCAGAAGGAAGUGAUAUUGGUGUCUCAAAUCUUUUUUACUGGUUGCCAACUCUAGCUAAACUUUGUCAAGUAAGCAUAAUUCAGUUUUACCGUACUUCAGACUUCUAUGUUAGUGGAAAUAUAGGGCCAGGACUAGAUUAAAUAGGGGACAGAAUUUGUCCCUCUGCUCAGAGAUACCCUGGUGCUGAGUUUCUAGGUGAUGGGCUGCUUUGCCGCCUGGUGCCACAGCAAGCAGUCUGUGUGUGGCACCAGGGACGUUGCGGAAGCAAGGGCAAGUUAAGCUCCUUAGCUUUUACAGCUACAGCAUGUCAGUGCCUCAGGGGAGGGUGGCAAAAGGUUCAGUAGCACUAUGUAGAUGGAAAACCAAGUGAGCCAUUGGAAAGGUGGCCAGUGGGGCAACAAGGAGAGCUACUGGGAUCUAAAGGGUGGUGUGUGGAGUUACAGGAGGACUUUGGUGUUGAUCCAUUCUGGGGAAUCCACAUGGAAUUGGAGAGAUUUGGGCCUUUAAUUAAUUCUUUAUUGUAAGCUUUGUUUUUUUUUUUAAAUUCUGAUUGUUUAAAAUUGAUGAUUGCCUGCUUUGUAUUUGGACCAAAUACUGUAUUUGGAAAAUAUACCUCAGCAGAACUUCUAGUGUUAAUGUGUGAACUUCUAUGUAGUCUGUAGGACAAAGAGAGAAAUUACAUUGCUAUGGACUGAGUUUUUAGCCUGAAUGAUUCUCUGUUAACUCUGGUAUCAUAUCUGACAGUAGCUAGCACUAGAUUAGGGGAAGCUUCAGCAGAUCUGUGCCAGCAGUAUAGAUGUGGCUUCACCAGCAAGGGACCAGUCCCACCAUCCCCCAAGGGAGGGAGAUCAGUCAGGUUCAGACCGGGGGCCAGAUCGCCACACAAAUGUGUACUGACAGGGUAGGUCCAAAGUCAAGUUCGGAAGUUAGGUUGAGGUCAGGAUCAGGUCUAUGUGCAGUGACUGGGAUCAGUGGUUGCCAGGCAAGUUCAUAGUGGUGAGGCAGGCCUGUGGUCAAGCUGGGAAGUUGUCCAGGAUCUGGGCCAAUGGGUUGCAUGGCUGUGGCACAGCUCAGGCAAGGACCAGGGUGAGAGCUUCAGCUUUAGAGCAGCCUUGAAGGAAAAGAGAGUUGCCUUCACUGAGGCCCUCCAGCAGAGCUGUUUAAGGAUGACUCUCUGCUGAAGUUCCUUCAAGAUUUCUUCAUACCUUCUGUUGACUGGCUGGACUUGAACAGCCAGUUAAGCUGCCAGUGGUAGGAGUGUGCUCCGCUUCCUGACACUCCAGAAUUCUUUAUUCCUAUACAUGUUUGAUUCCUCAUGGAGUCUGCUAAAUCUUUGUCCUCUAAAAUGAACUGUGGUGCUGAGUUCCAUAUUUUAAUCAGUCUGGUCAGAAUCUCAUCCUUUGAUAAGGUUUGGCAUUAGCCAUUUCAGGGUGUCUAUCUUGUACCUAUCAUUUUUUCAGUUAAAUGUUCACAAGAAUUUUGAAUGACAAAAAUGUGAAUUUUCUGUUUACUUCCUCUGACUCUAUAUGUUAAUGACAUAUUUUUAUAACAUAGGAUUUUCUUAUGCUGACCUGGGUCUAAUUCAUCUGCCCAGUCUUUUUCCUGACUGUUGCUUAUUAGUGUCUGACUGUUGUAGUCUUGCUUAGGAGCAAGUACAUUUCAGAUAAAUUUUUACAUUGUGUUUUGGUUUUAAAAAGAGGUGUAAAAUGGCAUGUGUUUUAUUUAAUUAUUAACAAUUUUAAAGAAUUAUUAUAGUAGGUUAGGACUGGUAAUAAUAUCAGUGUCUGGUGCUGUGGUGGUUGAAGAAAAGUGUCAGUGUAACUACAGAUUGCCCUUUCUGCUACCAAAAUAGAUUCCCAGGUUUUCCAGGAAAGAAUAACAAUUAUUUCAACAAUUAAAAAAAGACAAAAUACUACCUAGAUCUAUUCAGAGGGAAGCUGUUUUCUUAAAUGCUUCUAUUCACAUCUUCCAGCACAUGCAAAAAUAUUUCAUUGUAAGACCAUUACUGAUGUUUAUCAAUGAUGUUUCCAAAAAGGGAAACCUGCUGAAAGUAGUACUGGCUUCCUGGUGACUUAAUGAGGUGGUCCAGGCACCUUUCCUUCUGAAGGGUGUUUGAAAACCUCGACUUUACUCAAUAUUUAACAUGUAAAGAACUCUCUCCUCAUGGUGAAAAUCCAGUGUGGCUUUCUGAAACCCAGCAUCCUGUCCAGUGUUGUUCCAAGUUGGCAAACUGCUUACUCUGCAGUUAUCCAAUUGCACAGAUUUUUAACUUGCAGGCAUCUAAUUGAGAAUGACAGAUGAUUACUAGAGGAUAAUGGCCCCUAUAUGGCAGUGUCACAAUCCAUCAGUUUAACCUAUGGUUAAAUGCAAACUGGUUUUUGUGCAGUGUUUCAUAGUGUAUUGCUUGGAGAUGCUGCUGCAGAAAAAAAAGCAGGUUGUGAAGCACGUAUGGCUAUAGAGACUGCAGUUAUGAGAAGCCCCCUGCCUGGCCUGUCUUUAGGAACUAAAUAUUACCUCCAGAACUCAAGUCCCCAGCUGGGGCAUCUGGCAGCAGUUGGUUAAGUGGUUGAAUCAUCUCCUUUGUUUAAGUUCUACUCCACUUCAAAUCUGUCCUUUAUCUUAUUUAUAAAUUUAGGACAGUGUGUCAGUAAAAUAGAUGAAAGAUCAGUAUAUUGUGUCCUGCAAAUGUACAUAAUGAUGAUUCUGGAGCUUUGCUUGACUAACAAAAGGCUCAGGAAUGCAGUGAGUGGGCUUCCCUGCUGCUUUGUGGCAAAGCAGAUGGGGCUGUAAUAACUUAAUGCUCUUCUUUUGUUUCCAGAAGGAUUCUGGAGUUGAUGAAUGGAGACAGAAUGCCAUUCCCACAAGUAGCAGGGAUUGUGUAUUUCAGCCUUUGGCUUCUUUGUCUGAAAUACUCACCAAAGUCCAUUCAGUUUGUGGUGGUGUUACUCGCCCUGGGCAGGCAAUGUUUCCUACCCAGUGGGGUGUCUAGAACACACAGGAAGCCCAGAGAGGAGCUGUGUAGUGCAGGACCUGCAAGAUGAGGAAAGUGGCUUGCUGUACAGAUGUUGGUGGGGCAUGCCCAGUGAUGGCUGUGGAUAUGAUCCACUAAACUUGUACAGCAGCAUUGGGGAUGACAGUGGAAGUCUUCCCAGGAGCUGAGUGUAAGCUUAUGGAGAAAGGGGAAUUGUGGUAGAAGGCAAAUGAAGAGGAAGAAGAUGACAGUGGAUGCAGAUGCGCAAGAAGUUUGGGAGCUGGGGGGAGCAAUUAGCAUGAUGGUUGUAGUACGGUCCUUUUGGGCUCUUUGGUUAGUUCAGCAGUGUGCUGCUGGGGGUAGGGUGAAGGAAACCAAGAUUCAGAGUUGUUGAGUUAUAGUGGAUUUUGGAAACCCUUCCAGUCUUUUCCUACUGAAAUCAGAACAUCCCACUCACCACAGCACUUUAUUCAGGCACUGUGGGAUAAGCUGUGGGAUAAGCUGUGGGAUCCCAGAUCCUAUUCUGUUUGAGGACAAAACCCAAGAGCGCAGGUUUUGGGCUUCCCACCCCUCUUCCCUGCUAUAUGAGGAUAAGAAACUUAAGCAGACAAGCCAGGAGAGAGUAAUAGUAUAGUCCAUCCAGCCUCCUAGCAGAGGGAAGCCAUGCUGCUCAGCAUGACUUCCCUCCUUCCUGAGACAGCCCUAGGCAACAUGCUUUACCCUAGCUGUCUGUGACUUACACUCUAUCUGGUAGACUUAACUAAUUUUUUUGAACUUGAGAAUCUGGACUCUAGACUUAAAGAUGUUUUAAAUGUUAGCCAUUGAUUAAGACAGAGAGGAGAAAAUUGCUUCUCUCAGAGGAGAUGCCACACAUUUAUGUGCUCCUUAUGAAAGUCCUCACUGGGUGUUCCCUGGCAUCCAAGGUUUUCAAGUACAAGUUGGCAGUACUCAUAUUUGUCUGCUUAUUCUUAGUUUGUCUGCUAGAUUGGCUGCCUGUGAGAAAUGACAUUAGGGUCUGACAACCUCUGGAAAUUAUACAUUUGUUCUGAUACACUAUUUUAUUACUAGUGAAGCAAGAAAAUGUAACUUCAUUUUUGUUCUCGGGUGCUGUGACAAAUUUAUGUUCCUUCAACUAUGAAAUUUUCAUUUUUUAAUUUUCAGCUUGAUUUUCACUUGAAUGAUGAAACACAAGUAGAAGAUUAACAUAUUUUUACAUGAAGAAAAAACUCCUUAAGACUUUGUUUUAAUGAGCAAUAAAUGUACAAUUGGUAACAGAUUUUUAUCAAGAAUAAUGUUUUCUCCUAAAGUCUCAGCUCUUAUACACAUGAUCCCAAAUAACCUUGAUUCCAAAAGGCAAAUAAAAAGACCACACACGA
This is a messenger RNA of Apus apus (common swift), 9846 nucleotides long. RefSeq names its product nidogen 1 (gene NID1). The record is from RefSeq and is a predicted model, not a curated record. The transcript has 20 exons. Gene Ontology annotation, biological process: cell-matrix adhesion. NCBI's taxonomy places the organism in Eukaryota, Metazoa, Chordata, Aves, Apodiformes, Apodidae. Gene Ontology annotation, molecular function: calcium ion binding. The coding region runs from base 1 to 3753 and encodes 1250 amino acids.